AUGGCUGAAGAUUACACCAGAGGAGGAGAAUGGAAAGGAGACGACGGAUCAGAAGAGGAGGAGGAAAGACGAGGAGGAGAGCGGUACGGUGACAUGGUUCCAAGCACCAUCGCAGGGAAGAUCUUUGGUUCCAUCUGCUCUCUCAGCGGCGUGCUGGUGAUCGCCCUCCCAGUGCCGGUCAUCGUGUCCAACUUCAGCCGGAUCUACCACCAGAACCAGAGAGCUGACAAGAUGAGAGCCCAGCAGAAAGUGCGUUUGGCUCGAAUCCGAAUGGCGAAAAAAGGAACGACCAACGCCUUCCUCCAGUACAAAGAGGACCACACUGUUGGAGACAGAGACAGCGACAGCACGGCCCUGUGUGUGAAGAACAGAUCGGCGUUUGAACAUCAGCACCACCACCUGCUGCACUGUCUGGAGAAGACCACGAACCACGAGUUCACCGACGAGAUGAACUACAGCGAGCUCUGUAUGACCGAGUCGGUGGGCUUCAGGACCAGCCGCAGCACCUCCCUCUCCAGCCAACAGGGGGCGCAAAACAACUCCACAGGAUGCUGCCCCCACCGGGUCCGGAGGAGAGCCGCCAUGCGACUGGCGAACUCCACGGUGUCUGUGAGCCGCGGAAGCGUCCAGGAACUGGACACCCUGCAGUUUAAAACCACUACCAUACCGCACCAAACUCGAUCCAGUCUGAACGCCCAGCCUGACGACCUGAAGCUGAACUGUGGCGAGCAGGAUUUCACCGCCGCCAUCAUCAGCAUCCCCACUCCUCCCGCCAAUACGCCGGAUGAAAGUCUCCCGCCAUCGCCGGCCCCCAUCCCCGGCAUCCUGCGGAACACCCAGGCCACCGCCUACACCCACGAAAGCUUCAAAAUCUCCUCCUUAUAACCUUUGACUCCUCCUCCCCUGAUUCAGAGCCCCUUCAAUAAUCCUCCCCCCUCCGUACCUCUGAUCCCGGAUCUGGGGAACCACAGGCGAACAGUUGAGACCACUCUGAUGGAUCCUGGAGCUGCUGGAAGUUCAGAAUGAGCGCAGAAAAGAAGUGAACGCUGCAGAACCGUUGGAGAAAGACUCGUACCGGGAAGAGGUUUGGGUAGGAGGAGGUUCCUCUGCUUUUCACACACAGUUCAUCCUUAGAGGUCUUGGUUUGGUACCGAUCCGGGGCUGGAUCACCCUGGACUGUCGGGAACCAGCUGCUGCUUUGGUUUCUUCUAGAUUCUUCCCAAUUCUUUGUUUAAACAGGAAAAUAGCUGCUCAAGUCUUCGAUUUUCCUGCCUCCUGCUACAAGCUGAGCAGUGUUUAAGUCAGAUGGAAAGAUGAAUCCUCAGGAUUUCCAGCAUUUUUGGAAUAUCUCCUUAUUGACCUGAAUGAUUUGGCCAGUUGGUUCUGAAGGAAAAAAAAAACUCUCAGGAACCAGCUGCUCCUCAAACCGACGGACCUGAACCGAACUGAGCUCAUUCCGUCCCUCUGCAGCAGAAUCAUCUGAACUUACUGAAGGGCCUUUGGAUGGUAUCAACAGGCUCCAAUCCGAACUGCUCCGGUCCGGCUGUAGCUCAGAAGUGUUCGAUCCGGACCAGGGAGCUUCUACUCUCUAAAAUAUGCAACGUUAGGAAACCAGAACCUCAUCAGGAACAGUUUAAGUCUCCAGUGAUCGCUGCAGGGAACAAACCGACACGGGGAGGAAAUGUUUUCACCGAGAGGAAACGACUGAAGCUCCUCAGCUGAAGGUCCCGUUGAUCCGGUGGACGUGUGCUUUCCU
Messenger RNA from Cyprinodon tularosa, 1756 nucleotides. RefSeq names its product potassium voltage-gated channel subfamily D member 1-like. Gene Ontology annotation, biological process: potassium ion transmembrane transport. Gene Ontology annotation, molecular function: A-type (transient outward) potassium channel activity. The record is from RefSeq and is a predicted model, not a curated record. Gene Ontology annotation, cellular component: membrane; voltage-gated potassium channel complex. The transcript has 6 exons. Lineage: Eukaryota; Metazoa; Chordata; Actinopteri; Cyprinodontiformes; Cyprinodontidae. Bases 1 to 885 code for a protein of 294 amino acids.